Messenger RNA from Meriones unguiculatus (Mongolian gerbil), 1091 nucleotides. RefSeq names its product fas apoptotic inhibitory molecule 1. Lineage: Eukaryota; Metazoa; Chordata; Mammalia; Rodentia; Muridae. The coding region runs from base 156 to 761 and encodes 201 amino acids. The record is from RefSeq and is a predicted model, not a curated record. Gene Ontology annotation, biological process: positive regulation of neurogenesis; negative regulation of extrinsic apoptotic signaling pathway via death domain receptors; canonical NF-kappaB signal transduction. The transcript is spliced from 6 exons.
CAGGCUCACUCGGGCGGUGGGCGGGGGUCUCGCUGGGCCCCGGAAGGUAGUGGGAGGCUGAGCGCCCGGCAUGCGGGUGCGGCCGCGGGAGCUGCCGACUACGUAGUGGGAUCGGGAGCCGGUGGCGGCGCGCGGGGCAGACUGUGUUGCUAACCAUGGCAUCUGGAGAUGACAGUCCUAUCUUUGAAGAUGAUGAAAGCCCUCUUUAUAGCCUGGAAAAGAUGACAGAUCUUGUAGCUGUUUGGGAUGUUGCAUUAAGUGAUGGAGUCCACAAGAUUGAAUUUGAGCAUGGGACCACCUCAGGCAAACGCGUUGUGUAUGUGGAUGGGAAGGAAGAGAUAAGAAAAGAGUGGAUGUUCAAAUUGGUGGGCAAAGAAACGUUCUACGUCGGAGCCGCAAAAACCAAAGCCACCAUAAAUAUAGACGCUGUCAGUGGUUUUGCAUAUGAGUACACCCUGGAAAUUGAUGGGAAAAGCCUCAAGAAGUACAUGGAGAACAGAUCAAAGACAACCAACACCUGGGUAUUGCAUUUGGACGGCAAGGACAUGAGAGUUGUUCUGGAAAAAGACACUAUGGAUGUAUGGUGCAAUGGUCAAAAAAUGGAGACAGCAGGCGCGUUUGUAGAUGACGGGACUGAAACACACUUCAGUGUCGGGAGCCAUGAGUGUUACAUAAAAGCUGUCAGCAGCGGGAAGAGGAAAGAAGGCAUCAUCCAUACGCUCAUCGUGGACAACCGGGAAGUCCCAGAGCUCUCUGUGUGAUGGCUCGGUAGUGAGGUUCCGAACCGAAGAGGUGACAUCAGGACUUGCUAAUGGCUGUGGUCAUUAAACAUGUUCAGUAUGUACAUAUCGGUAGAUUUAGUCUUCGAUGUUUUUAUUUUUAUCUUUUGUUACUUGAAACUGUAAUGUUCCAGUGGUCAAGAAAAAAUGUGGACUCAGACUCAUAAAAAUUUAUUUUUAACUAAUGUAAAAUGUUUCUAAUUCAGAUGGAAAAUAAAAUGUGGACCAAAACCACUAACAUCUCACAACAGUAACCUUAACUGUGAUAGUGAACACUGUAAAAUAAACUGGUGCUGCUGGCUGUGUCCCACA